GAAGAGUACGUGGGAAAAGCCAAAAAUUACAUAACUAUACGAGUAGCGGGUAUAAAAACAUAUAUUUUACCAUGGCAAAGAAAUGCACGUGAAAGGUCAAACAGGGAAAGGCAUAUAUCGAUACUAUUGAUAAUAUUAUGUGUUUGAAUAAACUCGGCUUAUCUCUCUCUCUCUUUAUAAAGAGUGUUUAUCGAUUUCGACGUCAACAGAAUGUGCGUCAAAUUAGCGUCGGUGAGUUAGCGUCAAUGGCGGAACGGUGGAAUUUUCAAACUUGGGAAGGUUUUUUAUUCAUUUAUUUAUUUUUUCUUUAUUUAUAAGUGAAUUGUAAAAAAUAAAAAUGCAAGGAUGUUAAAAAAAAGCUCUACCCAUCUAUGUACGGCUUAAAUUUAUAGGACUCAAAAAAAUUAAAAAUUAUAAUUAAAAUUAAAUUAAAAAAUUGCCGUAAGAUUUUAUGGAAAUGCAAUCGGAGCAUAGAAGUCUGGCCGUCACCUCAAAAGUAUUAAAUUGAAAUAGGAAAUUGUAUUUAUAGCCAUAUACUUCUUAAGCUAUUUUUAGACCAAAUAAAUACAUAUGAAAAAUGAGCUUUUCAUUUCCGAAUUUCUUAAAAUUGGUGAUCGUAAUAAUAGUGAUAAUUUAACGCACUCCACUCUUAGAAGAAUCAAAUUUUUCGCAAUGAAUUGGCGGAGUUUUAUUGUUACUUUAUUAGUGUGGUCAAUACAAGUUCUUCAAUUAAAUGGCACUGGAAUUAAAAACCUAAGCAGAACAAGAGACUCUUUUAGAGCAGUACAAGUACCCAAACAGUUUUAUGAUGCUAUCGAAAAAGCAGAUUUUAGUAAACAUAGUUUACAAAAUAAAUUAGAGCAUUUCCUGGAAAAACUUCAAAAAAACUUUACCAUAUCGGCUGUAUUGAGUGACUCCGAAGAUAUUAUCACAAGUGAAAGAAACUAUGUCUACAAGAUACGAGAGCUAUCAACCUUCUUUUAUGAAGCUUCUUUUUCUUUCCAACAAUUUUCUUCUGAUAUCAAAACUUUUUAUGAAACAUCAAAAAAUGCAAGCUACGCACUUUUGUUUAAACUACGUCAAGUCCCAACAGGCCAACCAACUCUAGUAAAGAAUCAGUCCUCUCAGAUUUUUAAAUGCGCUACUUUGGAUAAUCUUAAUAUAAUAUACGAUGUGUAUUCUGUAACGAAGCUUAACAUAAAAUACAUAGUAAGGCAACUUGAGUUUCGCAUCCAACGAUUAUUCAAUUGUUUAAUGUAUAACAGCCUUAACCUACAAUGUAAGCUUCUUAAAAGCGCAGAACAAGAUCUUAAAACCUUAUUUAGAAAUCUCGCAGAGCUGGACAUGUUCAUCGAUAUAAAAACUAAAAAAGGCAGAGCAGCGGCAUUAAGAUUUCGCCGAGGAAAUACAUGGAACAACAAUCAAAUUAAAUUGGAACCGAACCCGAACUACUGUCUUCCAAUUGGCUUUCCAAAUACUCAAAUGUCAACAGAAUUAAAAGAAUGUUUUUACUUUUUAGAUAACAUAGUGUAACUGCAGUAAAUAUUAAAAUAAAUAAAAUUUUUUAAGUUAUGUUUUAAUA
Molecule: messenger RNA, 1582 nt
Organism: Drosophila mauritiana
Lineage: Eukaryota; Metazoa; Arthropoda; Insecta; Diptera; Drosophilidae
Exons: 2
Coding region: 571-1533 (320 amino acids)
Source: RefSeq, a predicted model, not a curated record